AUUUGAUACAUCACUCAUGCUUUGUGAAGCAAAAGCAGACAAUCUCCUCUUUGGAUUUUUGUGGCUUACAGGCUUCACAAUAAAUUUCUCAAUUUUUUGUGUACUCAAAAAACAGAAAAAAAUUGGCAAUCAUGAUCUUAAAUGGAGCUUUGCCAUAUCGUCUGGUUAUAGUGGGGACAAUCGCAUGUCUUGCGAUCAUGUUCUGGUUCUCAUUUCUCAACAACUGCACACCAGCUCAACAUCCUCAACACUCAGAAAAACUCCACAAACCUGUGGAUGCCUCUGCGAAACCUGAUAUAGUAAAGGAAGAGAAACCGAUACUGUUGUUAUGGUUCUGGCCUGAAAACUUCCUUUUUAACCUGAGCGAUUGUCAAACAAUUUUCAAUAUUGACAGUUGUUUUUUGACAGCCAACAGAUCUCUUUACAGCAACGCAGACGCUGUCCUCAUCUAUCACAAAUCUAUUAAAGGGGACCUGUCCAACCUUCCACCAUCUCCUCGUCCCCCGUUCCAGAAGUGGAUAUGGUUUAAUCUCGAAUCACCAUAUCACACCGCAAGAAAACCAGGCAUUGAAAACUUGUUCAACCACACACUUAGCUACAGACAGGACGCUGAUAUUUUUACAAGGUUGCACUUAACUGUCAGAAAAACUCCAGAUGAAAAUUUUAAAAUUCCCAAGAAGGAUAAACUGGUCUGUUGGAUUGUAAGUAACGAAGGGGCCGGAACGAGGAACGCUUAUUACUAUGAACUUAAGAAGCAUGUCAACGUACAUGUCUACGGGAAGUUUAAUGGAACGCGCCUGGACCCCAAGGCCUACUAUUCCACCAUAGCCAGCUGCAAAUUUUAUCUCUCUUUUGAAAACUCCAUUUACAAGGACUACAUCACUGAAAAGAUAAAUGGACCCCUAUCAGUAGGUACUAUACCUGUGGUGCUGGGACCUCCCAGAAAAAACUAUGAAAACUUUAUACCCGGUGAUGCUUUCAUUCAUGUGAACGACUUCCCAGAUGCAAAGUCACUAGCAGAAUAUCUCAUGCGUCUGGACCUGGACGAAGUCGCAUAUCGCAGGUACUUUAACUGGAGGAGACAUUUCUCAGCACAACCUCAUUUAGUAAAGCCACAAGCGUUUGAUCUGCCCAUCUGCACGGCCUGUGAAUAUAUAGCAACACACAAAUACUACAAAGAAGUUCACGAUCUCUAUAAAUGGUACGACCAUUAAUUCAAUCAUUUUAUAUUGUGGACUUUUAUGGUGAAGGAUUUUGUUUGACUGCACAAAAAGUAACAUAACUAGCAGCGUGGAGCUUGUUUUGUAAGAUAUUAUCAAAACGUGGCAAUCCUUCUCUACUACUGAACAACAACAUAAAAGUUAAUAUAGCUUGUUGCUUACUGAGCCUACAUACGCAUUGAUUAAACAAAUUAUCUAAUUAUGUGUUCGGCGUGUCGAGUGAUCCUGUGUGCAUCACAUGUCUUGUCAAAAUAUAUGCCUGCUGCAGACGGUCUAAAGGGUUUAUGAUAAAAGAGAUGCUCGCAUUUGACAUAUACUCGCAUAAUCUCAUGCGUAAUCAGAGUUUAGUGUUAAGGAAGUGUCUUGCAUGUAUUUUGUGGAUGUGAGCGCCUCUUUUAUCAUAAACGGUUUUGAGGCGUGUGCAGCAGGCAUUUAUUUUGACAAAACACGUGAUGCACAUGGUUCACAUGACGCAACAAACACAUAUUUUGAAACAACACAUCCUCAUCCCAUGGCGUCAAUAUUUGACGCCACUUGACCAUGCGUCAACAGUUGACGCGGAGGGUAUACCUUUCGCGUCAUUUUUUGACGAACUGGGGACUUCAAUACUAUUAGGUACGCGAAAUUAAACAGUUGUCACCUGGCGUUGGGGUUAGGGUUAGGUUUGGGUAGGGAUGUCAUUAUGUAAAUCUAACCCUAAACCGACGCGAAAAUGGUAAGAAAAUAGGAAAGAGAAUGCAACGGACUUAAUAGUAUUGAAGUCCCCAGUUCGUCAAAAAAUGUUCGUAUGGUCAAGUGGCGUCAAAUAUUGACGCCAUGGGGUGAGACUGGAACACACAUGACACUCCGAAUACAUAUUUUGAAUUUGCGCCCCUCGGAAGAGCAGUCACGAGCCGCCACUGUAAAGACAUUGAUGUUGAAAAUCAACUAACCCUGGGAUUUUUUCUUUCUGUGUAUAGUGGUUAAGGUAUUAAGCCUAUUUACUGUCAAAUUGUAAUUCAUUAUGAUUUAGGAUGCUUCAAUAUUUGAUCAAUGUUUAGAAUAAAAUCGGUUACAGUGAGAGUAAUUUCACUUAUUAAUAUUAUUAAUAAAAUACAAAUACUUGUCCUCAUUCUUUACUUUUAACUGUGUGUUGAUUACAA
This is a messenger RNA of Misgurnus anguillicaudatus (oriental weatherfish), 2362 nucleotides long. Its product is annotated as 4-galactosyl-N-acetylglucosaminide 3-alpha-L-fucosyltransferase 9-like. Gene Ontology annotation, molecular function: alpha-(1->3)-fucosyltransferase activity. The record is from RefSeq and is a predicted model, not a curated record. Gene Ontology annotation, cellular component: membrane. Lineage: Eukaryota; Metazoa; Chordata; Actinopteri; Cypriniformes; Cobitidae.